Messenger RNA from Aspergillus pseudoviridinutans, 729 nucleotides. RefSeq lists its product as uncharacterized. The record is from RefSeq and is a predicted model, not a curated record. The coding region runs from base 1 to 729 and encodes 242 amino acids. Lineage: Eukaryota; Fungi; Ascomycota; Eurotiomycetes; Eurotiales; Aspergillaceae. The transcript has a single exon.
AUGCGAUUCUUACCCAAUCACAUCUUGAAAGCCUUACUGGCGGUUUCUAUGGUGACCACAUACGCUGGGGCAUCCCCUCACGACUCUCCAGCAAUUCAGGUUAGCAUCUUCGACGAAUAUGCCAACAACGAUGAUCACCAUAUGCGUCACGGAGUGCCUAUGGACGCUGAAGCGGCAGGUAACUGGGCAGACUCCGAGUCCGCAGGUCCCCCACUCUUUUAUGGCAGCUGUUACCGUUUGAGCAGUGAUGAGUAUGGAAGGCUUGGGGGAGAUAAUGGUGUUUGGAGCUACCUGCAAUUCGGCCAAGAGAAAUCCAAGGUUUUCAAAGUGUGCCACAAACAAUAUUCAUGCCACCAGCAUCAAGGAUCAGUCCAGGCCGGGAUGGAUAGCAAACCAUACUUCUACUUAUGGGACUUUGAGGGUUCCAAGAGGGUCCCCCGUGGAAACUAUCUUGCUGUUGCUGGGCCGGACAAGUUUUUCGCAGCUGGCAGUGGAUAUUGCGAUGUUAUCCGAUUCCGUGGUGAUCUUGAUUACAAUUAUUAUCAGGAGGAUGAUUAUUCUCAGCCAGGUGUCUCCAAAAUUCGUCUGACCUUGGCACCCUACGAUACCACUUCCACCAAAUCUGGUCUGACCAUUGAUGGCGCUAAAAACCUGAAGCGAACUUCUGCAGGAAACUCCGUCCGCCUGAACUUCCAUCCCGUUGCCUGUCCCGUUGAUGAGGACGACUAA